Messenger RNA from Penicillium samsonianum, 1512 nucleotides. Its product is annotated as General substrate transporter. The transcript has 3 exons. Gene Ontology annotation, cellular component: membrane. Gene Ontology annotation, biological process: transmembrane transport; carbohydrate transport. The record is from RefSeq and is a predicted model, not a curated record. Bases 1 to 1512 code for a protein of 503 amino acids. NCBI's taxonomy places the organism in Eukaryota, Fungi, Ascomycota, Eurotiomycetes, Eurotiales, Aspergillaceae. Gene Ontology annotation, molecular function: carbohydrate:proton symporter activity.
AUGGCCUCCAAGGUCUUACAGAACAACACCAACAGCAGCUGGAUGAAAGAUCCAGGGCUGCGGAAACUAAACCUGGGGAUCGGGUUUAUGCUAUCUGCAUCGGCUACAGCCGGAUAUUGUGCUAGCAUGAUAAAUGGCCUCCUGGUGCUUCCUGAAUUCUCGAAAUUUCUGGAAGGCCUUGACACAAAUGCGCGAGGUCUUGUUAUCGCAGCUGUCUCGCUGGGAUCAUUUUGCUCCUUCAUCCCCGGAUCUUACAUCGCCGACAAUCUGGGGCGGAGGAUCUGCGUUCUCAUCGGUUCCUCGCUAGUGAUCAUCGCUUCAAUUACUCAAGUCGCUACAAACAAUCAUUGGGUCUUCUUCGGUGCCCGUGUUCUAGCUGGAAUAGGAGUUGGAGUCUCACAAACCGCUGCGCCAUUGCUCAUUACCGAAUCAACACAUCCACGCCAACGACAGACCUUCACAGGUCUAUACAAUGCACUUUGGUUCAUCGGAUCGAUCACAUCGGCUGCUAUUGGUUUUGCUGGACUCACGAUUGUAGGGAGUUGGUCAUGGAAACUCCCCUGUUUGACGCAGGUGUUUUAUCCGGUCCUUCAAUUGAUAGGACUUUGCUUUGUUCCCGAGAGCCCAAGAUGGUUGGUCUCUCGGGGCAGGAAAGAGGAGGGAAUGGCUAUGUUGGCAAAAUAUCACGCCAAUGGAGAUGAAAACGACGAACUUGUUCAGGACGAAUUCUACCAGAUUUGCAAGAGCAUCAAUGCGGAAUCCGAUAAGAGCUGCCGACGCUGGAGCACUUUCUUUGCAACCCGGAGCAACAUGCAUCGUCUAUCCAUUUGUGUGAUCCUGGGAUUUAUGCAAGAAUGGUCUGGAAAUGGCGUGGUUUCUUAUUAUCUAGCGCCGAUUCUAGAAUCAGUCGGUAUAUAUAAUGCAUCUCACCAGGCCGCCAUCAAUAUCAGCCUGCAGGUGUGGAACCUAGCAUUCGCGGUCGGCGGAGCAAUGGCUGCAGACAGAUACGGACGACGAAAACUCUGGCUAAUCGCAACAAUGCUGAUGUUCAUCUACCUAUCCGCCGCGACGACUAUGUCGGGUCUCUUCCAAGAACUGCACGUUCUAGAGGCCGGCAUUGCAGUGGUUCCCAUGCUUUUCCUGUUUUGCAGCGCUUACGAUAUGGCAUAUAUGCCAUUGUUUAUUGCAUACCCAGCUGAAAUCCUGCCCUUCCAACUCCGCGCCAAGGGCCUUGCCAUCACACUGACCACGGAUUCGAUGGCUUGCUUCUUCAACCAGUAUAUAAACCCCGUGGCCUUGGCAGCAAUCCACUGGAAGUACUUCACGGUGUAUCUGGGUUGUCUUGUGAUUUUCAUGGGGACGAUCUACUUCCUCUUCCCGGAGACUAAAGGGCUAUCUCUGGAAGAGGUGGCGCGAAUCUUCGAAAAGGAGAAGACUUACCAGGUGGAGACACCCUCGGAUGUUUCGCAAGAGCUGCUCGUGUUCCAGAAAAAGGGCAGCACCUCAUCGUGA